This is a messenger RNA of Cladocopium goreaui, 1962 nucleotides long. Lineage: Eukaryota; Dinophyceae; Suessiales; Symbiodiniaceae. The record is from the annotation of a GenBank genome assembly.
AUGGGUACGGCCAGAAGCACGAACAUGGCAGUGACGUGCUUGAAGCCGUCCGAGUACCGCGGCGACCAGAACACUGCCGUGGCUGGGCGCAUCGUGAUCCUCAAGCACCAAGAGAUCCAGUCGAGAAAAGGAACCCAAGCGGCGGCAGCGCCCAGUGGAGGCAGAAAAGGCAAGGGCGGCAAAGCUGCAAAAGGUUUGCCAGAGACCCGCACGCUUCGGAAGUUGGAAGCGCAUAUCGCUGCUACGCAGAGCUUGAGUGAAGUGCUCUACGUGGAAGCUUGGGGCGAGAACGGAGACAAGUUAGCACAAAAAUGCCAGGUCGGUGAUGUGGUCUCCAUCCAAGGAGCUGCUGUGGUAUCUGCGCCGGCCCAAUACUCUACCUCGCGGCUGCAUUACCAUUUGAAUCUGAAAGGACCUGUGGGACUACAGGUCAUUGUGCAGAAGCUUGACGAAAGUCCGUGGCAGGGAAUUCCGGCCGUGCAUCCGCUAGUGCCGCUCUCUGCUUUGGAUCGGGUCCGAGAUCGGCAGCAGAUUUGUGUUUCGGUCACAAUUGUGGAGAAUCCAGGGUCGGUGGAACGUCAGACGAAGGAAGGUGCUGCGAUGGUGUGCAAUGCUAUUGUGCAGCAAGGGGCAACGCGAGUGAGAUGUUCUUUUUGGCAUGAGCAGGCUGAAGAAUUGGCAGCACAGACAGCUGGAACGAGUCUGAUGCUCUACCAGGUUUUGAUCACCAAGCGCAAGGAUGAAAGAUCGUGGGAGAUCGGCAGCUGGCGUGGCACGUCUCUGGUGCCAUGCAGUGCAGAGAUGGCGACGGCAUUGCAGGCAGAGCUAGCUCACCAAGACAAUUGCCGAAUGUUGACGGAAAUUCCUGUGAAGGAUUGGAUUGGUUGCCCUGCCACCCCCUCAUCCUUGAGUGCUCUCGUGGGAGCGAUCGUACCUGGACAACUGCGCAAGUUGGAGACGGUCUUUGAGGUUGUCGGUUUGCAAGUUCUAGGCAUUUCGUCUGUGAAGACGGAAACGGAUGUGUGGCUCAUCGAUUCGUGUGCGAAGUGCAAGAAAGCAGCACCGUGCGAGGCCCAUCCGACGGACGGCACCGAGAAACGCUUUGCUCUCAGGCUCACGCUUGCAGAUUGCAACUGCCAGUGCACCAUCGUGCUGUACCACGAACUGGUGCUGCGAGCAGCUGCCAGCAUGGGUUGCACGCUCUCCGAGACGGUGCACGACACCCCGGCAGUGCGCUUGCAGCUGCGUGACUUGUUCCGUGGGGCCCAGUGGCUUUGCAGAUUCACUUUCCGUGAGAACGAUUAUCAACAAACUCUAGAGCUAGAGUGCCGUCAUCUGCAGCCGUGCUGGCGGGCCAGCGGAGCCAAUGCUGUCGUGGAGCCUGCCACGCUCCAGCGGAAAGUGCCACACUGCCUGUUGAACACUGGCUGCCCCGUGGCACCUUUGAACAUGCUGCAAGUCGAUGUGCAGUUGGGGUUGAUUUGCGUUGGUGACGUGGAAGCCAGUUUCGUGCGUGCACUGGUCGCUUUCAAUGAUGUGACCUUGCCCGAUGAUGAAGCUCUGCAGCAAGACAACACAGCCGUCUCAGCAAUGCGGGUGAAGAGAUCCGUCGAUUGCCUGCUGUGUGGCACCGCCGAGACAAGUGUGACGCACCGGGCAAAGCUGCGGAGCGCUGGUCCGGCUUCGGUGGUCAAUUGGAUGCUACGAGGCCGCGCAGGCGAAGCGCACUUGGUGGUCUUGGCCCACACCGAAGAAGAAGGCGAGUGGAGUGUGCUCUGGCACGUACCAGUUGAAGCGCACCGUGUGGAAGGAGCCACACGAUUUCUGAUGCAGCUGUACCAGUCAGAGGUGAGUGCCCCACAGACCAUCACAUAUGAUUCGACAUGGACACCAAUGAAACGACUCGCCAUCGCCGUCGAGCAAACGCCUGAAGAGACAGCGAUGGCAGAGGACGGCGCCUGA